AAAUUCACGGAAGUGAGCAGCAGCUGACAACAAACGCGGCGGUUUCAAAUCUGGCAGUGAUCAUGUCUAAACGAAAACAGGAUAAACAGAAAUCCGACACAAAUAUUUUAACUGAAGAAGGGCCCCGCUACUUUUUGAACCCAGAGUCUGUCAGUCACCACCUCUACUGCUCAAUAUGCCAGGAGGUAUUCUCAGAACCACAGAGGGCGCCAUGUGGUCACAGUUUCUGCAAGAAGUGUAUCCUACCCUGGCUGAAACAUGGACGGACCUGCCCCGAAGACAGGAAACCGUUGCAAGCCCACCAGCUCCAUCACGACUUCAUCCUGGAGAACAUCAUUGGGGACCAGAUGGUGGCCUGUCCACACAGAGGUGGUGGGUGUGAGUUCGUGGGACAGCUGCAGCAGCUAGCAUCACACAAGAAACACUGUGACUUCAACCCAUACAACCUCCCAGACUUUGUGCUGAAGAACACACCUCACUGUCUGACUACCCCACCCUGUGUGGAGCUGGAUGAAGACGUUGUGCCAUCCCCGGGAAAGCCGUCUCUGAUGUUGCGGUUGUUCCGUUCCGGGGAGUCUCAGAAGCAGCUGCUCAAGUCCAUGUUUGAUGGCAAGGAGAACAAGCCUUCCUGAUAGACCAUUUCCUGACCAACCCUUCUAUAUGUAUUUAUCUAAACUGAUUUCUCUGCAGAUUCUAUAAGAACAUAGAUUAAUCAUUAUCACUUGGGUUUGAUAAGUUAGAAAAAGUAGUUUUGCAGCUCAGGGAAAUAAAUAUAUGGGACUUUGUCUAUAACUGUUUCUGUAAUUUGAGUAGUUCCACUUGUUGGGAGUCUUGUGUGUUACUCACACCUCACUUUAUAUCUCCCAGAGGGGGCAGUGGUGGCCUAGUCGUCCAAGGAUCUGCAAUACCCAGUGUAGAGUGGCAUCCUUUGGGCAUGCCAGAAACCUGUGAUUGUGGGUUCAUAUCCUGGAUUGCAUGAUCAUGUUUCUAGGUUUAUCAGCACCAUACCUGUGCUUGUGAGUUUCAACAAAGUGGUAUCACUUUGGGUUUUCUUCCCACACGAAGCUGACACAACGUGAUAUAACUAGAAUACUGUUCAAAGCACAGUUAAGGAUCUUUCAUGCAAUCGUAAUCAGUAAACUGGUAGAAUCUGCCACAAUACCUAUAAAUAACCUGUAAUGUGCUGUUGUGUCCAUCAUGUGACAUAUAGUACUCAAUGUUUGAUAGGGAUAAUGAGAUAGGUCAUUCUAUUUAAAUAUACACCUGACAUAUUGAUUUUGAAUAUCAUGGAAAGAUAAAAAAAUAUCCCUAUGAAAAAUUGAGUGGCAUAUUGAUCCAGUUUGGCGCAUCUCUUGGUUCUUACAGUGUGAAGUACUCAUGGUGGAGACCUGAACAGCGAUUGCACCAGGCCUGGUAUCUAAUACUAAACAUUUUCAUAUAAAUGUACAUGUAAUACUUUGCUAUGGUCAGGGUAGUUCUGUCUCCUUGAGUAUUGUGACAUUGACACACUCAGCUCUGGGUCACCUAUCUAUGGUUAUAUUGAAGCAGUAUGAACAUGUUCAUGAUGGGGCUCCUUAGGUUUUAGCCUGCCUCCUGAGUUGUGAGCAUCUGCUCUACGGCAGCACUACAGUAUUGUACAGGCAUGAGAGGUUUUCACAAAUCUGGGGAUAUCAUUACAUCAAGGAUCACCUUUGUUAUACAUACCAUUACAAUACAUGUAUACUUCAUAUAGUUCCCCAGAUCCUUGACAAACCUUAUUGAAGAAAAACAUGUUCAUCCCAGAUUCUAUAGAGAUUUGUCUUUCUCAGAACACAUACAUAGUAUACACAUUUCUGCCAACAUUUGUAUAUAGGAUGUUCAUGAUGUACAAGUGUGCUAAGUUAUUGUAUUCAAAAGUAUUCAGAUGUUUUUCACUGGUACAUGUUAAUUGUAAUAAAUCAAAGAUACAUCAUC
Messenger RNA from Haliotis rufescens (red abalone), 1953 nucleotides. Its product is annotated as RING finger protein 151-like. The record is from RefSeq and is a predicted model, not a curated record. Bases 63 to 632 code for a protein of 189 amino acids. Gene Ontology annotation, biological process: protein ubiquitination. NCBI's taxonomy places the organism in Eukaryota, Metazoa, Mollusca, Gastropoda, Lepetellida, Haliotidae. The transcript has 5 exons. Gene Ontology annotation, molecular function: ubiquitin-protein transferase activity.